Messenger RNA from Myxocyprinus asiaticus (Chinese sucker), 1861 nucleotides. Its product is annotated as cell growth regulator with RING finger domain protein 1-like. Lineage: Eukaryota; Metazoa; Chordata; Actinopteri; Cypriniformes; Catostomidae. The transcript has 6 exons. Gene Ontology annotation, biological process: negative regulation of cell growth. The coding region runs from base 156 to 1163 and encodes 335 amino acids. The record is from RefSeq and is a predicted model, not a curated record.
CGGAAGUUUACGUUUUUAAGCCCUGCGGAGUGACAGAAGGAUGCAAGAUUGGUUUUAACAGCCUCACUUUUUCUUUCUUUUUUUUUUUCUCCAAGUAGUUAUUUUAUCAUAUGCGCCGACAUUCUUAGGCAUUGUAUUAAUGUAACCUUUUGAGCAUGGCUGCGGAAUUUUUAGUGAUGUUGUAUGAGUAUUCUCCUCUCUUUUAUAUUACUGUCAUAUCAGUAUGUUUCAUCAUCACUGUGGCUGUAGUGCUGGGCUGGUUUGGAUUCGAUGUACCGGUCAUUUUGCGUAGCUCUGAUGAGACUGAGUCUUUCACACCUGUUCCUGAGAGGAAGAUGAUGCAGUUGACCAAUCCCUUCUCUUUGGAAAUGGGCUCUACGGCAGGUACAGUCACUGAUGGUGUGAGCUUGCGGCCGUAUUGCCUUGAAGACUGCGUCCUCAGCUGUUUCUGGGGUUGUGGGGUUCAGGCUCUCCAGGCGACCCUUCAGAGUCACCAGCGAGGGCCCAGACUCAGCACCCCAGAGCUGUUUCAAGAUACUAUGGAUUUCAGCUACCACCACUGCCAAAGCUUUAAAAUACAGAAAGAGGAAAGAGAGGAAUGCUUCACUCAGAUGCCUUCAGAUCUGGGGGUGAGCGAUUUUGGGUUGCUGCCCCGGGAUCGAUACCCCAUAGUGGCUGUGUUGACACUGGCCAAUCCGGAAACAAGGGACAACUACAAUAUUGUGGCUAGUGUGACUGUGCUCCAUGUACCUGAUGAUAAAUACAGACUCUCUGCGAGAACCUUGUUCCAGUAUCUUCUCACAGCACAUGGAAACCUAUAUGAUUUAAAGCCUCUUUUCAUGUCAGCUGACAACAGCAACGUGUCUGGAACCACAGAGCCUUUAACCAGCACACAAGGGGCGGGGCCACAACCUGAGGGUCUAGAUGAAAAUGGGGAGGGGUCCAAAUCAGAAGGGGAGUGGCCAGAUACUCAAGGCAGGGACUGUGUGGUGUGUCAAAAUGCACCAAUAAACAGGGUUCUGUUGCCAUGCCGACAUGCAUGUGUAUGCGAUGGCUGCAUGCACCGCUUUCAGCACUGUCCGAUCUGCCGAGCAUAUGUCCUUGAAUCUUUUGCUCUGUCUAACCGAGCAUCUCACGAUGAAGAAGACUUAAUGGAGGAUUAAAUCUGUCUGAACCAAGUUUUAUGAGCAAUUCCUUGCUGGACUAAACACAAAAGGAAACGGUGUAGCAUCUAUUAGGUCAAGAGAUGCAGGCAGCUUCCCUUUAACUAUUUAUGGACAUUUGUUAUUGUAGUAUUAGAGAAGUAAUUUUAGGCUUUUGAAAUUGAGUGUGCUUGUGAAAUGUGUUUAAGAUUUUAUAUGUUUCUUGAAUAGAAUAUUUAUUUUUUCAAUAUAUUGUUUAAACUAACAAAUACAUGUUUCAAAAUGGGUUAAUUGUGGAAUUUUCUCACAUAAGGUCUCCUAAAUGAAGGGAUAUCACCAUCAGGGCCGGUACUAGGAUUGCUUGUUUCUUUGUCAGACUGGGGUAUCGAUCGAUCGUUUUGCCAUCUAUCUAGAACUGAGAGGGCACAUGGAAAAUCUAGGGGGGUAUUGCCCCCCACUCCCCUCCUCAAACAAGACACUUGAUGGUAAUAUAACAUUAGAAAUAUAACAAUAAUACUUUCUAAUGUUGACCAAGCUAUUUCGGCAACAUAAAAAAAGUUAUGGUCUCCAUGGGCAAAACACAGUUUAGUGAAAUAACAUCACAUUUAUACUUUGCACAAACAUGGUGUAUUAUACAGGCUUGUAAUCCAGCUUGGACUCCAGCUUUUUAGAAUCUGCCAACUUCCUCACAGCCUUCAUGAAAUCCUCCUGAGUCACAU